Molecule: messenger RNA, 1749 nt
Organism: Penicillium salamii
Lineage: Eukaryota; Fungi; Ascomycota; Eurotiomycetes; Eurotiales; Aspergillaceae
Source: the annotation of a GenBank genome assembly
AUGAAUAAUGCGGUUUGGGCUGCAUGGCGGGUCUCCUGCGUGGGCCUCCGCACGGUGGCUUCCCGUCCUGCCAAACUGCCCUCAUUGCGCCUGUACAGCACACGCUCAUCGCUACUUUCAUUCCCAACUCCAACGUCUCAUUUGACCGCACAGCUACCUCGAUCGCCAGCUCAUAACAUUUCUCGUCGCUUCAAGCGCACAUCUGCCAAACCAAAACCCGAAGCAAUCCUCCCUCGUGUCCCGGAUGCCGAAAUAAAAGCUAUCUUCGGACCGUCCAAGUUCAAUCCCAAACUCGGAAAUCGCAUCCUAAACACCCUGCAAGGCCACCGACUCACUGGAACUUUGGACUCGGAAUUGCCAGCUGAUAUCGUCCGUGCCGUUAAUCAGCAGCAAAUCGAUACAGCAAUGGAUUGGCUUCGGAACAGAUACCCUGUGGACGAGGACGCAGCCAUCAUCGCCCGAAUUGAGCGAGAGGACCAAGCCGAACAAGAUAAACUCAUGCGCCGAGCCGAGAGACUGGGAUUGUAUAAGCCGCAGAGUGGCUCCUACGAAGCUGAGCUAGGAGAGGAGGGUUCUCCAUAUGGCAGGAGUGUUCUGAAAGAGGCACGUGAACAGAACGAGAGGCGUUUGCUGGCUGAGCAAGAACGUAAACGUCAGGAAUGGCUUGAUGGUGAGAAAGAGGAACAAGAACGCCUGAACAGUCAGCGCAGCAAGGAUACCUCUUUGCAGCAAUAUCAAGAGAACGCACUUACCGAGGGUAUGUAUUGGAAGUCUGGUUGGAUACCUGAGCUGAUUUUUGAAACACUUAAGCCCGUCCUCGCGCGGAUCCUAAUGAACGGCCACUGCUUGCCUGGGUUCAAAAGCACCACAUCGCGGGUACUCACGAAACUGGCGAUAUUGAAAUUACUACUGUACGUUGAGCUUUCCCACCUGCGGGGUUCCCUUUGGUUAUUGACUUUGCAUCGGCAGACCCAACGUCUACUCGCUCCGAUUCUAUUCACGAUUGCAGUUCUCGGGCUUUGCUACGCCUUCUCGCAGAAGUAUGAGUUCCCCGAACGAAAGGAUCGACUCAUGCCGGAUGUUCCUCCCGCGGUAGCGACUGUUGGUGCAAUAAUUGGUGCCAAUUUGGCCGUCACUCUGCUCUGGAAAUUUGUCCCUCCUGCUUGGCGCUUGCUCAACCGUUAUUUCGUCAUCGUCCCUUAUUACCCUAGCUCGCUCGGGUUGGUUGGGAGCACAUUCAGUCAUCAAACAUGGAGACAUCUUGCAACAAAUAUGAUGGUCCUGGCUUUGAUGGGAACUAGAGUCCACGAUGAAAUCGGCCGUGGAAAUUUCCUUGCAAUCUAUUUCGCCUCCGGAGUAACGGGAUCUAUUUUCUCCCUCACGCGAAGCGUUCUUCUCGGUCACCUCGGCAUGACAUCUCUAGGCGCAAGUGCGGCCACUAGCGGCAUUGUCGCCGCGUGGUGCAUGUCUCACUUUGAUGAUAAAAUCACCAUGUGGAUUCUGCCUCACGACCUGCGCGACAAGAUCUGGACGCACGGUUGGUUCUUCCUCACAUGUUUGGUUGCAACCGAGGUCUUCAGCUUGCUAGCUCCGGCGCGCUUCUUCCGUGUGUGGCCACUUUCCCGGUUGACCAAGAUGGACCACGCUGCUCAUUUGGGUGGUUAUGUUGCUGGUGCUGGAUGUGGGUACUCGCUCAUGCAGAAGAUGAAAGCGAGGGAGCGGAAGGCAAGAGAAUCUAAAUGGUUCUAA